UGCUGGAAGAAGCGGAAGAAGAUGGCGCUCACCAGCUUUUUACCUGCACCAACUCAGCUUUCUCAGGACCAGCUUGAGGCUGAAGAAAAGGCAAGAUCUCAGCGAUCACGGCAGACCUCACUGGUCUCCUCCAGAAGAGAGCCUCCACCAUACGGGUACCGAAAAGGCUGGAUACCUCGGUUAUUAGAGGAUUUUGGAGAUGGGGGUGCUUUUCCAGAGAUCCAUGUGGCCCAGUACCCACUGGAUAUGGGACGAAAGAAAAAAAUUUCCAAUGCGCUGGCUAUUCAAGUGGACGCUGAAGGAAAAAUUAAAUAUGAUGCAAUUGCUCGACAAGGACAAUCUAAAGACAAGGUCAUCUAUAGUAAGUACACGGAUCUGGUGCCCAAGGAAGUUAUGAAUGCAGAUGACCCAGACCUGCAAAGACCCGAUGAGGAAGCCAUUAAAGAGAUAACAGAAAAGACAAGAGUAGCUUUAGAAAAAUCUGUAUCACAGAAGGUGGCUGCAGCCAUGCCUGUUCGGGCAGCUGAUAAACUGGCUCCUGCUCAGUAUAUCCGAUACACACCAUCUCAACAAGGAGUGGCUUUCAACUCUGGAGCUAAACAGAGGGUGAUUCGGAUGGUGGAAAUGCAGAAAGAUCCAAUGGAACCACCAAGGUUCAAGAUUAAUAAGAAAAUUCCCCGGGGACCACCUUCUCCUCCAGCACCUGUCAUGCACUCUCCUAGCCGAAAGAUGACUGUGAAGGAACAACAAGAGUGGAAGAUUCCUCCUUGUAUUUCAAACUGGAAAAACGCAAAGGGUUAUACAAUCCCACUAGACAAACGUUUGGCUGCUGAUGGAAGAGGACUACAGACAGUUCACAUCAAUGAAAAUUUUGCCAAACUGGCUGAAGCCCUCUACAUUGCUGAUCGGAAGGCUCGUGAAGCUGUGGAAAUGCGUGCCCAAGUAGAGAGAAAGAUGGCUCAAAAAGAAAAGGAGAAACAUGAAGAGAAACUUAGAGAAAUGGCCCAGAAAGCCAGGGAGAGGAGAGCUGGGAUCAAAACCCAUGUGGAAAAAGAGGAUGGAGAGGCUCGUGAAAGGGAUGAAAUUCGGCAUGACAGACGGAAGGAGAGACAGCAUGACCGAAAUCUUUCCAGGGCAGCUCCUGAUAAGAGGUCCAAACUGCAGAGGAAUGAAAACCGAGAUAUCAGUGAAGUCAUUGCUCUUGGUGUGCCCAAUCCUCGGGCUUCCAAUGAAGUUCAGUAUGACCAAAGGCUCUUCAACCAGUCUAAGGGUAUGGACAGUGGCUUUGCAGGUGGAGAAGAUGAGAUUUAUAAUGUUUAUGAUCAAGCCUGGAGAGGUGGCAAAGAUAUGGCCCAGAGUAUUUACAGACCCAGUAAAAACCUGGAUAAGGACAUGUAUGGAGACGACCUAGAAGCCAGAAUAAAGACCAACAGAUUUGUUCCCGAUAAAGAGUUUUCUGGUUCAGACCGACGGCAGAGAGGCCGAGAAGGACCAGUUCAGUUUGAAGAAGAUCCUUUUGGCUUGGACAAGUUUUUGGAAGAAGCCAAACAGCAUGGUGGCUCUAAAAGGCCCUCAGAUAGCAGCCGCCCCAAGGAACAUGAACAUGAAGGCAAGAAGAGGAGGAAGGAGUAGAUGUACCUUUCUUCAUACUGAUGAACUGGGGUCAGAACCUUAAAGAUGCAAGUCAUGUGGGAAAUACUUUGUAAAUGGUCAGGAGACAAACCAAACCUGGGGGCCCGAGCCCAGCACUACUUUUUAUUACAAGAGAAAGAGGGGAUGGAAAAUUCUACUUUGAACUAUUGAGUUUUUUAGAGUGGGUUGUGUUUGCGCUUAUCCCACUUUUAAGCGUUUAUAGAACAUCCUGCCCAGCACACGAAAUUAAGACCACUUCCUUUUGCGUUAGACCAGUAGCUUGGAGUUAAUGCGUUAAGGAAGAAAGACUACUUAUAAACAAAGUCGCCCCAAGCUCAGUGAGUAGGAGGAUGUCGACAACAUACUAGAACUGUUGUACCUAAUGAAUGUUUGCCCCUAUUGUGCUAUUGACAUUUGGAGUGGGGAAAUGAGCUCUUGCUUGGUGCAACUCUUUCAAAUAAAAACAUUUA
Chrysochloris asiatica (Cape golden mole) is the source of this 2102-nucleotide messenger RNA. RefSeq names its product SNW domain containing 1 (gene SNW1). NCBI's taxonomy places the organism in Eukaryota, Metazoa, Chordata, Mammalia, Afrosoricida, Chrysochloridae. The transcript has 14 exons. The record is from RefSeq and is a predicted model, not a curated record. Gene Ontology annotation, biological process: mRNA splicing, via spliceosome. Bases 22 to 1632 code for a protein of 536 amino acids. Gene Ontology annotation, cellular component: spliceosomal complex.